This is a messenger RNA of Tricharina praecox, 858 nucleotides long. RefSeq names its product ankyrin repeat-containing domain protein. The transcript has a single exon. The record is from RefSeq and is a predicted model, not a curated record. NCBI's taxonomy places the organism in Eukaryota, Fungi, Ascomycota, Pezizomycetes, Pezizales, Pyronemataceae. Gene Ontology annotation, molecular function: protein binding. Bases 1 to 858 code for a protein of 285 amino acids.
AUGCUAGUAGUAGAGCUUCUACUCGAGGAUGGUGCCGACGUGAACAACCAAGGCGGAAGGUACGGCAAUGCGCUUCAGUGCGCAGCAUCCAACGGUGGCAGCCUCGAAAUCGUCAAGCUUUUGGUGGAGAAGGGAGCAGACGUGAAUGCACACGGGGGCUAUCUCGGGACCGCAGCGAUAGCGGCGGCGUUCAGCGGCAGCAUCGAGAUACUGUUGUUCCUCCUGCAGAGCGGCGCCAACAUCCACACGCCGGGAGGCCACUUCGGGUGCGCGCUACAGGCGGCAGCGUGGAAAGGGGAAACCGCCACGGUCAAGUUCCUGUUGGAGCACGGCGCCGACAUGGGGUUGUCCUGCGGCGAAUUCGUCAAUCCGCUGCUCGCUGCCGCAUGGUCGGGCCACCUCGAUCUGGUGGACCUAUUCAUCGACCGCGGGAUGCAUUCGGACACCCGUGGUCCCCGCCGAGGGUUCCCAUUGCAGGCAGCUGUUCGCAGGAAAAAGGUACAUGUAGUCGAGAGGCUGUUGGAACGCGGUGCGAAUGUCAAUUUGCAAAGCGGAGUGUGCGGGAGUGCGUUGCACGCAGCUAUAGCUGGUGGGUCGGCUGGGCUCGUCAAGCGCUUGGUAGAGAGUGGCGCAGAUCUCAGUAUAGCAAAUAGGAAGGGCUUGUCGGCGUUACAGGCAGAAGCAGCAAAAGGCAACAUGGAGAUCGUACGGAUAUUGGUGGAUGCCGGUGCUGAUAUCGCGACGACUUCUGGGGGCGGGGCUGCCGAGGAUCUCGCUAACCAAGGAAGUCACGCGGGGGUAGCAAAGUUCUUGGAAAAGAAGAGGGCGCAAGGCAGAUCACAAGAAUCAAAAACUUGA